Anas platyrhynchos (mallard) is the source of this 1804-nucleotide messenger RNA. NCBI's taxonomy places the organism in Eukaryota, Metazoa, Chordata, Aves, Anseriformes, Anatidae. The record is from RefSeq and is a predicted model, not a curated record.
CUCUGCCGGGCUCUUCGGGGCAGCCCGUGGGCCCUUUCCCACGGCAGAGCCCGGGGAUGGCUGGAAAACCCCUUCGGGCAGGAAAAGCCGGCGUUGCAAAACGGCUGCGGGGGUGGGACGGGGCCAGCCCUUAACCGGGGGAUCGAGCUGGGGACGUGGGAUGCGAAUCCCUCGUUUGCCGUGGUGGUGCUCGGGUGCUCGGAGGGCGAAGUCUCCGCUUGCGCUGCCUUAAGGAGCCUCCUGGAGCUCAGUGCUGGUGGAUGAACGAGCAGCAGGGACAGGGCAGGAGUCAGAGCCGUGCCCUCCCUGUGCUGCUUCAGAGCAGUGCCGGGUGCGCAGCAUCCCCGGCCCUCGGAGGUGCGAAGCCCCCGGGGACCGCGGCGGUGCCAGAGCACUUCCCGGGAGCGCUGAGAUCAGCGGGUGCGGCCGGGAUUCCUGGGCUCCCGCAGGAGCUGUCUGGCAGCUGAUUUUCCUGGUGUUUUUGCCGGGUGCGUUGUGUUGCCCCAGCAACUGCAGGCGCAGCCUCUGCGCCCCCUCCUCGUGUGGGACGAGCGGCAGGAGCAUCCCCCCUGCCCUGCGUGGGGACCGUGCGUUAUUUUUGGGGUUCCCUGGGUGCGCUGCCUUCCUCUCCUGCAUUUAUUCCAGCUCUGCCCACAUCCAAGCCUUGCGCUGAACCCAGGCCCUGGUGCUGUGGGGCAGCUCGGGGCAGGGAGCAGCCUCCCCCACUGGGCCCCGAGCUCCUUCCCCCAGCCCUGUGCUGCAGACGCGCUUCCCCCUUCCCCAGCUGCGCAAGGAGAGGCUGUUGUUUGCAUGUUUGCUGGGGCAGAGGGUGUGGGAAGGGGUGAGAGCGCUCUAAGUGCCUUAGCAGAUGGGGAAGGAGCCGGCGGCCAAGUUGGAUGGAGGUUGUGGACGCUGCGUGCUCGCCCCGGAGCUCGGCCGCGCCGCUUCCUCCCUGACUCAUCCGAGCAGCUGGGAGCGGGGAAAGGCCACGCUGCAGGACACUGCGCUGCGCCCAGCUGUGACGAGGGGCUCCUCCUGGCUUCCCCAGGAUGGGGGGGACACGGCAGAGCUACCCGGUGCCUGUCCCCGUGCUCUCAGGCACUGCUGGCACUGCAGGCGGCAGCAGGGGACGGGCAGAGCGCAGUGCGGUGACAGCCCGGUGUCAGCGUGUCCCUGCUGCUCCCUGGCUGUGUCCCCUCCCCACACCAAGCUCUGUGCUGCCCCAGCACGCAGCUCUGGGCAGGUUUUGGCCACUGAAUGGGCUGGUGGUUGGUGUCCAGCCCCACAGGACAGGGCAGGUGGGAGCAGCAGGGUGCCCCCGAGCAGGCAGGGCUCAGCCCCGCUGCGCUCCCAGCCGGGUGCUGGGGCUCCCCACGGCCCUAUAAGCGAGUGGUUGGGGGGGCAGCAGCACCCUGCAGUUGUGGCGGGGCUGAGUGGGCAGCGAGGGGCCACAGGGCUCGGCGUCCUCCCAGGUGAGGCCCCUGCCCUGCCCGGAGAAGAAAGGGGCUUUUGUCUUCCCUCGGCUCCAGGAGUCACGGAAGGAGCCGCCAGCCCGCGAGCGGCCCUGCACGCGGGGGGCAUGGGGACCGCUUGCUAUUUGCCGGCUUGCAGCAGAGAGAAGAAAGGCGGCCUUGUCCGCGCCAGAGGUGGGGCGCCGGCCGGGGCGGCCACGCUCCCGCCCCGCAUUCCUCUGACAGAGCCUGCUUGUGCGGGGCUGUGCAGGGGAGCCAGGACACGGGGGACUGCUGCGGGCGCCCCGCUGCACCCAGCGCCGCGGGGACUGGCAGCAUCUCCGGCACGGUGA